AUUGAACCAGAGCGGAGCCCAAGAGGAGCGAAACAUGGCGACCUCGAAUAAUCCGCGAAAAUUCAGCGAAAAGAUCGCGUUACACAACCAGAAGCAAGCGGAAGAGACAGCUGCUUUCGAGGAGGUGAUGAAAGACCUGAGUAUCACUCGGGCGGCCCGUUUACAGUUACAGAAGACCCAGUAUUUACAGCUUGGUCAGAACCGAGGACAGUACUACGGCGGCUCUUUGCCAAAUGUCAAUCAGAUUGGAAACACCACAGUUGACCUGCCCUUUCAGACUCCUUUUCAGAACUCUGGACUGGACACAAGUAGAACGACUCGUCACCAUGGACUAGUGGACAGGGUUUAUCGGGAUAGGAAUCGCAUCACAUCGCCACACCGCAGACCCCUUUCUGUGGACAAACAUGGACGUCAAAUUGAUAGCUGUCCAUAUGCCUCUGUGUAUCUGUCACCCCCACCUGAUACCAGCUGGAGGAGGACCAACUCAGACUCUGCCUUGCAUCAGAGCACUUUGAACCCAAACCCACAGGAUGCAUUUGCAGGAGGUUCUCAAGAUUUGCAGCCAAAACAAGUUCUUCUUCUCACUAUGCCAGGAACAGGGGACCCCGAUAGUGACAUGGACAAAGAAAGUCAAAAGCAGAUAUGGGAUCAAAAAAAGAACACUUCGCAAAGGCCCAAGUCAAACAAAAUACCUGGAAUCAAUAUAUUUCCGUCUCCAGAUCAGGAAAUUACCGCAUCUCUAAUCCCAGUGGCACACAAUACUGGCGGCUCUCUGCCAGACCUGACCAACAUUCAGAUUCCUCCUCCUCUCCCCACACCUUUGGACCCUGAGGACUCCUCGUCCUCUCUCAGUGCCUCCAACAGCACUGGCAACCUCGCCAACCCUCACAUGGGCCUUACAUCUGCCGGUCAAGGUGUGACAUCAGGCCAGCCCACAGCCACAGUUCAGCGCCGGCAUGAGAAUGUAGUUCCUCUGAACCUCAACACAGACUCUCAGCAGCUUCCAGGUCUUCAGCAGCUGUCACCCACCCUCUCUCCUCCACUCUCUCUAGCACAGGCAGUGACGAUAGACGCCAUGACCCUGGAGCAGCAGUUGGCUCAGUAUGCUUUCUUUAGCCAGCCGUCCACUCAGACACAGGGGGGAGGUGGGCUUCCUCCGUUGCCAGUCGUCUCCUCCAGCCAGACGCAAACCUCUGUGGGCAUCGAUAUCAAUACGCACUCGUCCAUUCUCGGAAGUGUAUUUGGUGAUGCCUUUUAUGACCAGCAGCUCUCUCCUCGGCAGACCAGCGCUUUGUCCCAGCAGGUGAA
This is a messenger RNA of Danio rerio (zebrafish), 1308 nucleotides long. RefSeq names its product CREB regulated transcription coactivator 1a (gene crtc1a). The record is from RefSeq and is marked predicted. Gene Ontology annotation, biological process: protein homotetramerization. NCBI's taxonomy places the organism in Eukaryota, Metazoa, Chordata, Actinopteri, Cypriniformes, Danionidae. Gene Ontology annotation, cellular component: nucleus; cytoplasm. Gene Ontology annotation, molecular function: cAMP response element binding protein binding.